AUGCGUAGCAGUGAAUCAAAAAGGCUUCUGGGUAAAAAUGAUGUCAUACCCUCUGCUAAUUUUAUGUUAAUAGCUAAUUGCAUUCCAGACAAUUUAGAUUUCCGGUCUGGGAUAGGCAAGAAGCCAGGUACCAAUGUACCACCAUUCUUGUACUGUGUACUGGAAGUACCGGACACAACCCCCUUAGCAUGUAGCCCUACCAUGUCAUUCUUCUAUGGAAGACGUGGCCCAUACUUGAAGUUGCUUCUUCGUGGUGAUUCCAAUGGUAGAGUGACAGUAUGGAAGAUGCCUGAAGUAUCAGAGAAGGAACUCGGUUUUUUGAAACAAGAACAGUUCGAUACAUACCCAGUGAUGCUUCCAACAGUGUCCACCAGUUUAUCUGAUUUAUGGAAUUCACUAGAAGUCAAACCACCUGGAAUCAUAGAUCAAUUGAGUGUGAAAUCCAACCAACAUCCUGAUGAGAUCUUAGCUGUGACUGCCAGUAUAUAUUUACCAAUGCAAGGUAGACUAGUCUGUGGUAGAGAAGAUGGCAGCAUAGUUAUUGUACCAGCCACACAGACAGCUAUUGUGCAGCUAUUACAGGGAAGACAUACUGCAAGGAGAGGUUGGCCGCCUCAUCGUAUCUUACGCGGCCACCGUGGUAAAGUCAAUUGCUUGAUGUACCCGUUCCAAGAAAGCAGUCGUUAUGAACCACAAUACCUGGUGUCUGGUGGUGUAGAUUUCUCAGUCUGCUUGUGGGAUCUUUUUACUGGCUCAUUAAUACAUACAUUCUCUGUGCAUGGUGGUGAGAUAACUCAGAUACUGGUGCCACCAGAUAUGUGUAAUUCUCGUGUCCAGACCUGUGUCUGUUCUGUUGCCAGUGAUCAUUCAGUAGCUCUGCUCAGUCUUAGAGAUCGUAAAUGUGCCAUGUUAGCCGGACGUCAUCUUUUCCCUGUACGUAAUAUCAAAUGGAGACCAGCUGAUGACUUCCUGAUUGUUGGAACCAACGAUGAUACUGUGUAUGUCUGGCAAAUGGAAACGGGUCAUCUUGAUAGGAUCGUACACGGCAGUACUGCUAUUGAAAUUCUCAAUGCAUGUGAUGAGACCUUGAAAGCUGAUGAGGUCAUGCUGAGUCCCGCACAGAGUAUCGCGCAAUCAUUGAAACGUCGCAGCCUGACACCGCUGAAGAACGCAGCACAUAGAAGUAUUAUUGCUGCAGCAAAUCAAGCAUUAGGGAUUCAGACCUCCACAGGUGAUACUCCGAAAGUUGCGCAAAACUCUCUGAUGAUCCAGCCAAUCAGGACCAACACUAAGGAUUAUGACUCGCACGUACUGUUUUUUGAUACCGAGGCCCUCAUUGUGCAAUUGUUGACAGACGAUAAUUUGAUUCCGGGAAUUAUUACCCCGCAGAGCACAGCCAAUCUGACGGACUCCCAGAAAGCGGCCGAGAAACAUACAUCAUCUCCUAAGCUUGCGCAGAAAGUUGCUGGAUUCAUCAAGAAGGAGAUUGAGAAGUUACGUGACGAUUCUUCUGAUGAGAGUGGCAGUGAAGCUGCAUCGGCAACACCAGAACUAAAGCGUAAAUCUGUGAUGACUAACAAAGAAGAUCCAAAGAACCAGCAACGGAAAUCGAAAAAUUUAACAUUGCUUGAAAGUAAUCUAACUUUAGAUAUUUCACAGUUGUUCAUGUCCUCACUACAUGCUUGGGGACUAGAUCGGAGCUUGGACGAAAUUUGCCUGACAAAACUGGGACUUCUAAAACCUCACAGUCCAGUAUGUUUUGGUCUCUUCUCACGUGGCGGUCACAUGUCCCUCAUGCUACCCGGCUGGCAUAAGUUUGUAAAGCCAGAGGAACCUCCUCCAAAAGGUAAACCUGUGGAUCCCAUGCAAGAGAUGAAACUUUCAGCCAGAGAGGCCUUAGAACAGAAGAGGUCUGCCAAGGACUCUUUAGAGCAGAAGAUGUCACCUAAAAAGCCAGGUAUCGGUGAGAAGAGCAGCAGAGCUUCACACUUAGGACACUGGGAGUUAUCACGAGCUGUCACAACACAGCAUUUACUAUCAGUUAUAUCGGUUGCUAAUACAUUAAUGAGUAUGAAUAAUGCCAGCUUUCUUUUACAUUCUGUCGUCGCCAAGAAGAAAGUUCGUCAUAGAAGUUACAGUCAUGGUAUUGCUAUCACCACGACUGCUGACAGUGAUUCUGAUGACUCUUCAGAUGGAGAAUUAGCGGAUAUGACACCACAACAGGCACAGAUCAAACAGGGAUGGAGUCUAUUAGCGGCUUUACAUUGUGUCUUACUACCUGAUCUGUUGGGAAGUGAAUAUUACAAACCACCACAGUUAGAAAUGUUAGCACGAAGAUGGCAAGAUAGAUGUCUGGAGGUCAGAGAAGCAGCACAGGCGCUUCUAUUAGCCGAACUGAGGAGAAUUGGAUCAGAGGGUCGUCAGGAUGUUGUCAAUCGUUGGGCCCACUAUCUUCCUAAUUACGUUGACCCAACAUUGAGUAUCAUGACCCAUGUUGCCCAAGGUCCAGAUCCAGACAGAAUAAGUCGAGGCGCAGAUGGCCAAUCAGAUGGAAGUGGUGAAGACAGUACUGAUAUGGAAAACGAGGAAGAAAUCUUAUCAG
Messenger RNA from Saccoglossus kowalevskii, 2602 nucleotides. Its product is annotated as WD repeat-containing protein 7-like. NCBI's taxonomy places the organism in Eukaryota, Metazoa, Hemichordata, Enteropneusta, Harrimaniidae. The record is from RefSeq and is a predicted model, not a curated record. Gene Ontology annotation, cellular component: cytoplasm. Gene Ontology annotation, molecular function: protein binding.